AUGGAAACCGGCUCUCCUCCUCCCGAGCCGCGCGAAGACCGUGGUCCUCGUAUCCCUCCUGCAAAACUCGCAACUAUCAAGGCCGAACCUACUAUCUCUAUUUUCUACAAGCCCACCAAAUCCGCAGCACUCCAACUCCUCGACGGCAAAUUCCCACAAGAUGCAGCUAUGGUCUUCUGUGACCGCAUCCGCCGCGAGCUCUUGGACAACAGUGGCACCAAAUCCUUCACGGUCACUGGGAACGAUGUAACUGGCUUGAACGAGGUUUUGGCAUGGAUCAAGCAGUGUGUUUCUGAGGGAAGCAUCAUCAAGUACAAGGAUCUUAGCGACGACACUCCCAACCUCCUGACCGCCUAUGCCAAUGUCAUUGUCUCCGCCACCUACCUGGGCAUCCCUGCGCGUGACCUUGCUGAAGGCCUGACGAAGCGAAUGCAGGCAAUCGCACGCAGAGUCUUGAUGAGCUGGGAUGAAGUUGAGUGGUUCUACAAUUCGCCAGCCUUGAGAGCAUGUGGUGACUCCGUCCGCGAAGUUGCAGCUGCCAGCAUUUUCUGGGCGUGGUGGAAUCGGAAGCUUGACGAUGAGGAAACCCCUGACGACAUGAUGUUUCUCGACGUCUUGAGGCAGGAGAUCUCGAAGCUCAAUGACGACUUGCACAACUGGUGUGAUCGCAACGAGCAGGCUAUCCGCGCCAAAUGGGAAGAAAAGAAGAAUGGUAGAGCUGCAGAGACUGCAGGAGCCGACAGUUUUCAGAACGACGGAUUGACGUCUCGCGGUGUAGGCGGUGGUUGGGACGACACUGCUGCUUCUCCUACUGGUGCUGGUGCAGGGUCGGGCGGUUGGGACGACGAGAAUUCUCCUCCUGCUGCGAAAGCUAGCAAUGACGCCGACGGGGAUGAGUUGGCGGUCCAGGAAACUUCAAAUACAGGUGACGCUGCAGGUCAGGCCAGUCGUGACGGGGAAGCAAAUCCUGAUCGCUCGUCUGGUGUUGACUCCGCUAUCGAUGUGGGCACAGGUUCAGGGUCCCCCGCAUCUGCUGUCGACAAGAGCACCGGCUAUGACCUCCCAGAGCAGAAAGACCAUGCUGCAGGACCCGGGGAGCAUCAAGACACGGCAUCGUACGGCGUUGUUGGCGACGACCUGGGCGCGGACGGCGGCGACUGGGCGGACGAAGUCAAUCAGCACGAUACGACUACCCUGCAAGGAUGGUAG
Messenger RNA from Capronia coronata CBS 617.96, 1209 nucleotides. RefSeq lists its product as uncharacterized. The transcript has 3 exons. NCBI's taxonomy places the organism in Eukaryota, Fungi, Ascomycota, Eurotiomycetes, Chaetothyriales, Herpotrichiellaceae. The record is from RefSeq and is a predicted model, not a curated record. The coding region runs from base 1 to 1209 and encodes 402 amino acids.